Messenger RNA from Macrosteles quadrilineatus (aster leafhopper), 3874 nucleotides. It is a transcript of the gene EndoB, whose product is annotated as endophilin-B1. NCBI's taxonomy places the organism in Eukaryota, Metazoa, Arthropoda, Insecta, Hemiptera, Cicadellidae. Gene Ontology annotation, cellular component: membrane; cytoplasm. The record is from RefSeq and is a predicted model, not a curated record. Gene Ontology annotation, molecular function: protein binding. Bases 160 to 1293 code for a protein of 377 amino acids. Gene Ontology annotation, biological process: membrane organization. The transcript has 11 exons.
GACAGAAACACAGGACGAAAACGCGAAUUUGGUCUUUGGUUGUGAACACAAAGCCUUUAGUUUUCGAGUUUUGGGGACUGAUUGUUAUUGUAAGGAAGAGAGUUGUGACAAAAUAUUUAAUUAAUUUUUAAAAGCAACAACGAAUACAUUGCUUCGAAAAUGGAAUUUGAUUUCAAUGUUAAAAAAUUUGUGCGCGAGGCAGGAACGGCCCUUAGCAGGGUUGUACAGCUUACAGAAGAAAAACUAGGUACGUCGGAAAAAACAGAACUCGAUGCCCAUUUUGAAAAUCUUGCAGAAAGAUCUGACAUCACAAAGCAGUACACUGAGAAACUACUUCGAGAUACUGAGGCAGUUCUCACUCCAAACCCAGGUUACAGAGUGGAGGAUUUUCUUUUUGAAAAGAUUGAUAAGAAACGUCCCAAUCGGCUGAGUAACCUAGAAUACUUAGGGCAAGACAUGAUAGAAGCUGGCAAUGAAUUUGGCCCCGGAACAGCUUAUGGAAGCUCAUUGAUCAGAGUCGGUCAGACGGAGCAGCGGCUUGGUCAUGUAGAGAGAGACUUUAUCUCAUCGUCUCACCAUUGCUUUCUGCUGCCCCUCCGCAAGUUUCUGGACGGCGAAAUGAAAACUAUUAUCAAGGAGCGGAGCAUCCUGGAGAGCAAAAGACUGGAUUUGGACGCUUGCAAGAAUCGGGUCCGAAAGGCGAGAAGUAUGCUUGGCCAACCAACUGAAGGGCCAAGUCCAGAAUAUCUUCUUGAGGUGGCAGAGAGAGACUUGCGAGUGGCUCAGUCAGAGUUUGACAGACAGGCAGAGAUCACCAAGUUGCUGCUAGAGGGAGUGAGCAGCUCUCACACCAGACACCUCCGUUGUCUACAUGAGUUUGUGGAGGCUCAAGCCACGUAUUACGCUCAGUGUCACCAAGUCAUGGCAGAUCUGCAGAAGGAAAUUGCCAGUGAGCGGAAGCCGAGUCCCAUUGUCCGGAUUAACAGUGAGGAGACGGACUUUGGUGCGGCUUACAUUCCUGUCUCGCUCCAAACUGAUGCCAUGUCUGGAGGCAAGGUAAAUAGCAGCCCUGCCCAGUCUAGGGCAACCCCCGCCAACUCUGCCCCCACCAACGGGGGACUGAGGGCACGGGUGUUGUGUGACUACGAUGCUAAAGACAGCUCGGAACUUAGCCUCAUGACAGACGAGGUUAUAACCGUACACAAGAUUGAUGGAGAGACAGACUACAUGAUGGCUGAACGAGGCAACCAGAAAGGGCGAGUGCCGACUGCAUUUCUCGAUUUGAUCAACUGAUCCAUCCCCAAAUACCAGAGCAUCGACUUGAGUGGGCCGUGAAUACUGCGAAAGCGAAGAAGGCAACAAUGCUUGGUUAACCUUAAGCAUUUUGUAUCUAUUAGUUAAGAUUUAUUUUUACGUUCAGAUAAUUAUUUAUAUUUUAGUAUUUUAUUUGUUAUUUAUAAUUGUCUUCCUUGAUGUGUAAUAGUAUCUGUGUUCAAAACCCGUUUUAAUCUUUUAAACAAUACUGUUGUGUUAUUACUUAUUAAUUUAGUUAAAACUACUUUUAUACAGAUUUUUUAUGUGUUUUACAAGUGUGUUCCUUUAUGUUAAUCAUUAUAAUCGUGGGAAAAUAUUAGUUGGAAUUAAUUCACAUUAGUUUAGAUAUUGUUGAUUGCUAUUAAACUACUUCUAGAAACUGUAAUUAGGCUGAUGAGCAAGUUAGUAGAAACACUGUUUUUAAAAAAUCCCAAUAAUAAGCCUAAAUAUCUUAUCUAGUUUUCCCUGCCUAAAUGUAUCUGUAAACAUUUAGUCAACAAACAAACUGGAAUGUAAGGAUUACCAGCUUCAUUUCUUGAAGUUUUAGCUCAUUUCUCCAACACAUUGUUGGAUUCUAGCUCAUCAGUCGAAUCUUAUUACAGACUUAAACUAUUGGGCUACUAAAUGGCCUUUCGCAGCACGAAUCUUAUAUAUUAUAGAAUGCCACUUUGUUGAAUAACCUAGAGUUAAUAAUAAUACCUAGGAUUCUUCCUAAAGUUUUGUCGGCCUUAAAAGUGUAGACUAGGCCUAAUUUAUUUAUUUGUGUUUUUAUAGACAUAAUUACAACUUCACCUGGUUGAAAGUUUAGAGAAUAGUACGUACAGCGUGGGUUUUUUGGAUUCUCACCUGGAUCAACAUUGUGUGUUUUACCUAGUUGGGGCAGCGAAGCAAUUGAUCUUAUAGAAAGAUCAAAUUUAACAGCUAUCCAAGGGUAAUACAAUAAUACAGUAGAGUUGUGAUCUUAGUUUAAAUGCACCUCAUCAUCGUUAAAUAUAAAUAAUUAAACCAGUAUUCAUUUUACAAUUUAAAAUGGGUAACCUGCCUUUAAUCACUGUUAAAAAUUAAAGUUAAAUAGAUUAUUACCACCUAAACUGACUGUUAAAUUCAAAUGAUCUUCACACUCUUCCCUCCCUAAUGUUCAGCUUAACGAAUGCAUCCAAGUGAGGUUUCUUCAUAAAAAAAUAUCAUAAAUAAUGAGUUUUUAUAGAGUUUGAAAUAUGUUUUAGUAAUCAUGUGGUAUUUUUGAAUUAUUUCUUGAUCAGCAUUGUCCGUAUUAUUAAAUGAAUGGAAAGUAAAUAAAAAAUAUGUCUAAUAACAAUAACACUUGGAUUCGCCCCUACGAGGGUAGUCCUGUAAUCCAACUACUCAGAGGUCACAGAUUGUGGAUAUUUAUAGGCAUGAUCUGUGGAUGCCAUACUCCAUGGUGUGGAUUAACGUUCACACUAGUGAGUACUACGACUAUCCGUAGUACUAACCUGAUAAUUAGACCAAUUCGUAAAUUACAAGGCAAAAUGUGGUUCAGAUUCUACUAUAAACUGUUGGUCCCUUAGCUGCCAUUGGCUAUAUGGGCUAUUAAUCAACAUUCCUGUUUAAGGAACAUAUCAGCCUUAGUAACAAGACUACAAGAUCGUGCCACUCAUCUCCAUUCGUACUUGGCUUAAAAUACCUACCUUGGUAUGGUCGCCAUUUCAGAUAAAAGUAUUGGGUCUGAUGAUGAUUGGAGUGUUCAAUCUAAAUUGAUCACCUCUCACCAUCUUUCAUUUAUAUUUACCAUCUUAUGAUUUAAAAGUAUAGGUGUAGAUAUAAUACGUUUCAUGUGUUAUUAUACAUAUUUUUUAUUUACUUUCUGAGGUAUUUUCGCGAAACCAAUGUCACUUUAUGAACAAAGCAGAAAUACAUUCCAAGAAGAAAGAGUUUCAACUAUGUUGACAAUAUGUUAACUUUAGCGUUAAAAUAAAAAAAAAAUAGUGAUAGAUACCUAUAAAUUUAAACGUUGUCAUUAUUGACGUUACAUUGUUAAAACAGUUGUUAAACUUUGCCUUAGUUGUCAAUGUAAAUAGAUGUAUAUAGUUGUUAUGAAAUUCUGUAGUCAAUUAGAAAUAAUUAGUGUCAAUUUUAAAAAUUCUAAAGGUAAAACUUCUGCCAUUUUGUUUCAACCAGUUUUUUUUACAAUGUGUAACCUAACACGUUUUUUUAUUUUUAAUAUCUAGUUUAAUUUAUCUAGCCUUAUCAAGUUUAAUGUUUUACUUUUGCUUUUCCAGAAACUAAAUGAGAACGUAAUAAAAAAUGAAAGGGGAUGUGAUUAUUACAAAUAUUAACUCUUUUGAAAAUCAAUUAAAUUUAUAUUGGUUCUUUUUUCUUGCAUUAGGAAAGCUCUUGCAACACUUCAAGGUAUCCAUGUGAAAUACUCAAGCUUGUUUUCUUAGCUUUGAAAACUUUGCCUCAUAAGCUUUACCGCAUGUAAGCAAUAAUAAUUAUGAAUUAGCUGGUGUAUAAUAUUUCUCUGUAUUAUAUAACUGUGUUACGAGUGUUAAAUCACAAUAAAUAAAAGUAAUAUUUU